Messenger RNA from Sebastes umbrosus (honeycomb rockfish), 2402 nucleotides. Its product is annotated as E3 ubiquitin-protein ligase CHIP-like. Gene Ontology annotation, biological process: proteasome-mediated ubiquitin-dependent protein catabolic process; protein quality control for misfolded or incompletely synthesized proteins; protein polyubiquitination. Gene Ontology annotation, molecular function: ubiquitin protein ligase activity; protein-folding chaperone binding. The transcript has 8 exons. Gene Ontology annotation, cellular component: cytoplasm; Z disc. The record is from RefSeq and is a predicted model, not a curated record. Lineage: Eukaryota; Metazoa; Chordata; Actinopteri; Perciformes; Sebastidae. The coding region runs from base 287 to 1150 and encodes 287 amino acids.
AGAUCAAAACCAAAACAUCUGUUGGCACGACAACUGUAGCUAGGCAGGUAGCCACCUAGCAACCACCUAGCAACCUAGCAGCUAGCCACCUAGCAGCUAGCCACCUGGCUACAUCACCAGAAACACCUCAUUUUAUUAAAUAGUAUUAUAAUACACCGUCACUUCAGUCAGGGUGGUGAAACAGCAGCUACGCAGUUUCUGUCCCGGCCCGUCGGAUCAGAGCGUCAGGAUAGGGAAGCUAAGUGAAGGGGCAGCUGCCGGCGGCGCAGCGAGCCUGGUGGACAAAAUGUCAGAGAGCCCGGAGAAAAGUGCCUCGGUGUCGGCUCAGGAGCUGAAGGAACAAGGCAACCGCCUCUUCCUGAGCCGCAAGUACCUGGAGGCUGCUGCCUGCUACAGCAAAGCCAUAACUCACAGUCCGUCCGUCCCGGCGUACUACACCAAUAGAGCGCUGUGCUACGUGAAACUGCAGCAGUACGACAAAGCUCUGGCGGACUGCCGCCACGCUCUGGAGCUGGACAGCCAGUCAGUCAAAGCUCACUUCUUCAUGGGCCAGUGUCACCUGGAGAUGGAGAGCUACGACGAAGCCAUCGGCAACCUGCAGAAAGCUUAUAACCUGGCGAAGGAGCAGCGUCUGAACUUUGGCGACGACAUUCCCAGCGCUCUGCGCAUUGCGAAGAAGAAACGUUGGAACAACAUGGAGGAGAGGAGGAUCAACCAGGAGAGCGAGCUGCACGCCUACCUCACCAAACUCGUCCUCGCCGAGAAAAAGAGAGAGCUGGAGGGCUGCCGACAGAAACAAGACGACGACAGCAGAAUUCAACACAAUCAAAACGACAUCCACACGAAACACGACAAGUAUCUGUCCGACAUGGAGGAGCUGUUCUGUCAAGUGGACGAGAAAAGGAAGAAGCGAGAGAUCCCAGACUUCCUGUGUGGAAAGAUCAGCUUUGAGUUGAUGAGAGAGCCGUGCAUCACCCCGAGUGGAGUCACCUACGACAGGAAGGACAUCGAGGAGCACCUGCAGCGAGUCGGCCAUUUCGACCCGGUGACGCGCUCUCCUCUGACCCAAGAUCAGCUCAUCCCAAACCUGGCCAUGAAGGAAGUCAUUGAUGCUUUUAUUUUGGAGAAUGGAUGGGUGGAGGACUACUGACCAACGAGAGGAAGGGAAGUGAUUGUGACGGUCUCAGAGGGGUCGUCGAUUUACGUUUAGAGUUCAAGAAAAGCUGAAACAACCCAACAAACAAACUUUAUUCUUUUAGAACUAGAGACGAAGAAAGAGAGAGAUAUGAAUGUAAAACCCACAAAAUCAAAGUCAAACCAAGAAAAAAGCCCAAAAGAAAACUAAAGUUUAAAGACGCGUCACUAAAGGUCGCUGUCUCUUAAACCUGCAGCACGGAUGCUCUCAGAAGUACUCAGAAGUAGCAAUACUACAGUAUACAAGUACUCUGUUACACGUAAAAGUCCUGCAUUUAAAAUUUAAAUUCUCUCAAAACUCAUUAUUAUAUUUAUUGUAUUAUUAUUAUUGAUGCAUUGAUAUGAUAUGCAACUAAUUUUAACUACUUUAUAUCCUGUUUAAUUAAUAACAAUCCAUCACUAAGAACAGUACUUGAGCAAAUGUACUUAGUUAUUGAUUAUCUACCUUUUCACUGCAGCUUUACUAAUAAAUAUUCAUGAAGUCCAACUGAGAAUGAAACAGAUCAACAUGAAGUCUUGAGACCAAAUCCCGCUGAACUUUUAACAUAUUUUCUUGUUGACAAAGAAGCACUUUAAGUGAAACCCUCAAAGUUUAAGGGCACAAUGUUAAUUUAUUAUUAAAAGUACUGAAACACUUCAGACAUUUUUAAGACUUGUUUAACCCUUGUGCAUCACUAGGGAAAUUUUUUUAUUUUUUUGGCGAAUAUGUAAAUACUUUUUUUAAUUUUAAAAGUUAACUGAGCUAAACAAGAUACUUCACCUCACUUCACUUGUGUAAGUUGCAUACUGGACCCUGAUUGGCUCCAAACUAGUAGAAAAAAAUCCUGCAGGUACGUCCACCUGUUAAACUGAGAUUUAAAGGCCCGGACACACCAACCCGACAUCAGAGAACUAGCGGCGAUGAAGGCCGACUGUUGCGUCGCCUCAAGUUGCUUUUGUCUUGGCCGACAAGUUGCAUUGAACACACCGCAAAUACAUAUAUAUAUAUAUAUAUAUAUAUAUAUAUAUAUAUAUAUAUAUUAAUAACAACAUUAUUCUGCACAGAGAAGGAACAAGAAACAAAACAAACUUUAAAAUAAGAAGCCUAUAAAUCAAUUAAGUAAAAGUUAUACAUCAAUUAGAUUUCAUUUUCCAUUUACAAUCUGUGAAAUUUCAGCCUGAAAUGAAAAGAAAAACAAGUGAUAUUUUUAUUUUAUUGUCUGAGAAAC